UAGGCUUUAUGUAUAUUUUCUUUUGAUUUAUGCCUGGAUAUUUUAUGUGAUUCACUGGGUGCAGAGGCUCUUUGUGAGCUCACAGAAGCUGUCACAUGCAGUUCUUGGAAACUUUGAUAUUCAACUUGCCAAAAUUAUUUUAUCAUCUUUGCAGCUACUCACACAAAAUGACCAACAAAAGUUUCAAAUAUGAAAAUAAAUAAAUGAAUAAACAUGUUAACGGUGACGAGAAGCAGUAGCAGGGUGAUUUGGAGGUGAGGGAUGUCAAUCUCUUACCAAACAAACACCAGAGAGAGAGUGAAGGCAGAUGUAGAAGGGUGUGGUUAUACAUGCACUUCCCUUUCCUCUGAUCUUUAUUAGUUCAGACACUCAAAUCUCCAAACUUGCAGCAGACUCUAAGCUCUACUAUACAUCAUCUGGAUUCACAUACAGAUCCCUCACCAGCAUCAGGAUGUGGAUUAUACUGUUGGGUCUCACCUCUGCAUUACUGGCCUCCUCGAGAUCAGAAGCUACCACAGUGCGUUCACGGAGCUGCAGCUAUGCUGGAGUGUUUCACGUGGAGGGGAGAGAACGCUAUAGUCUGACGUUUGAGGAGGCCAGGAGCUUGUGUGAGCAUUUAGCCUCUUCAUUAGCCAGUCUGGAGCAGGUGAAACAAGCCUACAAUAAAGGACUAGAGACGUGCAGGUACGGAUGGAUAAACAGCUCAGAUGUGGUGAUACUCCGUCACACGCCACAUGUAAUUUGUGCUAACAACCAAACGGGCAUCAUCACGGCAACUUUAGAUGGAAAAAAAUACGACGCAUUCUGUUAUGAUGCUGAAGAUACGUCAGAGAAGAACUGCACAGCUAAGUUUGACCCUGACACUUCAAACAAAACAGAUGACUCUGUUUCAGCGUUUACAGAAGUCACAACACACCAGACAAAUGAUGGAGGGGAAGAGUCUGAAAAUUCAACAUCUGAAGACACAUUUGUGUCUGAGUCCUCGACUCCAGUUCACUGGACGCAGAGCAGCCCCACACAGAGCCCUGUGGAACAGGACCGCACUGAUCAAACAAAUGACCAGGCAAUCCGUCAUACACGUGAUAUGGAGUCCACAACUUCCUCAGGGCUGAGUGAGACAGCGUCUACCAGUGAAACUACAGCAAAUAAAGCAGACUGGCUCAUCAUUUUACUCACCAUCAUUUUGGCAGUUCUUCUCAUUCUGCUUGUCUGUGUUAUUGUAGCAAACAGAAAAAGAUGGUGUGGCAAGAAACAGACUCUGAUUAUUACAAAAGAGAGCAGCAGUGAAGAAAAGGGUGCAGCAGCUUCAUUCACUAAGGAGCAGGAGAUGGUCAAACUCGUGAAUACUGAAUCUGAGAUCUAACGUAACAGAUCAGUGUGGAUAAGUGAACGGAGGAAACCCAGAAGAAUGGGAACACCAGCAGUUUUUCACUAACACGCCUUCAUUCAUGCUGAACUAAUGCACAGAUAGUCUUGAGAUAAUGUUUGAUUUAUAAAGAACUAAGCCACUCAUUACUUACAUCAGCAUCUGAUAAAAUGUUUGAUUAAUAGAUUAAGACCCAGUUUCACAGACAGAUCUUAGACUAAACCAGGAUCAGGCCAUAGUUCAAUUAGCACAUUUAAGUCAUUUUUAUUAACAUGCCUUAGAAAAGAAAAAAAAAACCUUACUGGUGUGCAUCUUACAUUUACAUUUUACAUUUAAUCUGGGACUAGUUUUAAACCUUGUCUGUGAAACCGGGGGUAAGACAUAUAUGAAUUAAAUGUGUCAUCAUGGAUUAAUUCUCUAUCAAUGUCUAGCUUUAACCAAUAGUGGAAAUUAAUAUGUUCACCACAGUGAGUCAAAGCGUGUACAGUAUUCCAACUUCCAGCUGUCUGGUUUAAAAAAAAACAUUAGCUGAGAAUUUGCAAAGAUAACAUUGUUAUGACUUGUAGAGGCAUCUGACUUUUAACUCAUUAUAUUAAGUAAUAUGCUCCCAUGGUAAUGAUUUUGAUCCAUUUACCUGAUCCAAACACAUUCUUUGCCAUUUAAUUCAAAGCACAAUGUAAUGUAAUGUAAUUAGGUUAAAAAAUUAAUUAUAAAAAAAAAAAAAAACCUAGUACUAGCCUAACUAAUAUAAGUUUAAUAAGUUCAAACAUUAUUAAACACUUGUGAACAGUCAAUAAUUAAAAACAAAUAAAUUACAAGUAAUAACACAAAUAAAUUCAGUAGAGCAAAUACUAACAAAAUAAGAAAUUGAAUAAAAUAAUCAAAUGUAAAAUAAAACUGCAUAUUCGUAACUGUAUAAAUUAUAGAUUAAGUCUUGUGAAAGCUACAAAAGUCAAGGGCAGUGAGUGAUUUUCUCUUACUGUUUGUUUAAUGUUAAUGACAGACAGCAGUAAGUGAAUUAGGCUGUUGUCUCGUCCCGUCACCCAAUCACAAUGCUCACCAUCACCAGUCGUCAAUCAUCUCAUCAUCACAGCACACAGCUCAGAGACCCACUUUGUCUGGCCUUGUGUGAGAAAGAGCUCCUUACUUGUUCUCUCACGUCUUCUGAGUAUCUUUGUGAGCAGCAUGUUCAUUGCUACUUGCCACCACCUAGACGAGGUGUGCUUCAGUCCUCCAAAAUCAUAGAUAAAAUCUUUGCUAAUGAUGAUGUAAUGAUUUAUUAAUUCAGACAGCUGGAAGUUGAAAUACAUGGCUUUGAAACAUUUUGGUAAUUCAUUUACACUGUUUGUAAUUUACGAGAUGUUGAUAGGGAAUCAAUCCAUGAUGACACAUGUAGUUAACAACAAAUCAUAUGACUUAAUUUAUUAACCAGAUGAACUCUUUAUUCGUUGCUGAUUGGGCAAUAGUUAAUGAAAGGCUUAGUUUUGCAUGAGUCAUACGUCAGCUGUGCAUUAGUUCAUCAUGAAUUAUUGCAUGUAAGUGCACAGACUGUAAAGUGUUUCCAGUGUUACAUUGUAAAAACAUGACCAGAAAAAAUGAUAAGUACGAAAACAGAAGAAAGGAGAACCUCAGAGACUGAGAUGGACAUACAUCUGAAACAAAACAAAAGGAGGCAAUAGUUGUUUGUGGGUGGGUGGGUGG
Messenger RNA from Cyprinus carpio (common carp), 3067 nucleotides. RefSeq lists its product as uncharacterized. Gene Ontology annotation, cellular component: basolateral plasma membrane; macrophage migration inhibitory factor receptor complex; plasma membrane. Gene Ontology annotation, molecular function: hyaluronic acid binding; cytokine receptor activity. Gene Ontology annotation, biological process: positive regulation of ERK1 and ERK2 cascade; inflammatory response; cell adhesion. The record is from RefSeq and is a predicted model, not a curated record. Lineage: Eukaryota; Metazoa; Chordata; Actinopteri; Cypriniformes; Cyprinidae.